CUGAAGCAGGUGAGAGAGAGAGAGAGAGAGAGAAGCAGAGAGAGGGAGGGAUACUUUUCUGCACUUCCAAGACACACAGACACACACAUUACGGUGUGGGAAGGACGACAGACUCGGAGCUUCUCAGCAAAAAGCCGCUGUUGUUCGUUCACACGCUGUGCUCUUCUCUUUUCCUCCCUCCUUUUGGCACCGUGCGCGCUCAGCCAAGCCGCACUGUUUGGAGAUAGUCCGCGCGGAAAGUUUUUUUUUUUUUGGAGCAUAUACUGUCUGGAGCAGAUUAAUUGUGUGGCAUCUGUUUUUUUUUUUUUCUUCCUUUUUUUUUGUUUUUUUUAUAUACGAGGCGGAUGACUUACUUUUUUUGCAUGUGAAGACUUUUUUUUUUAAAGUCGAGCUGAGAGGGAUUGUCAAAGUGGUGGUUUUUUUUUUUUGUUGUGCCACAUAAUGGAAGGUAAAUUGACAAGUCGUUUGUGGCGAGGAGGAGCACCGUGUGGAUCAUUCCGCAGGUAAAAAAAACAAAAAAAACGCGCUAUGACCUGAGAGCGUGUUUGUGGAUUUUAAUGUUCAUGACAAGAAGUUUGACUUAGUUUUAUGAUCUGGGACAUUUUUUUUUUUUUACUUGGAUAGGGAGUAUAAAAGUAGGCCCGCUUUCAAUUAGAAGAUCAUCCGACGUUUCCAGCCUUAGAUGGUUUUAUUUGUUAAUAUUAUAGCCGCAAAGUCACGCACUGAUUCGUCAAAAGGAACUGAUCAUUUCCUUUACACUGUCUUUGGACAUUUCUUGCUUCCUACCAGCCCUAUAAACUGUUUUGGCGCACGGAGCGCAUUGACUGACUGACUGAUUGUUUGGUGUUCACCAAAAAAAAAACACCAAACCUGAAGAACUCUUUAGCACUUUCCAAGAAAUCCGGAUAAAACAAAACAAAGUCUUCACUGCAGCUGUGAAAGGAGCUCUUAUAACUCCACCUGGCCUGCCUGCUGUGGGGAUUAUUGGGUCGAUAUCGUCUGCAGAAAGUGGAUUACAACUUCUAACGGGUCUGUGCUCUCUGAUCAAUCGGCAGUAUGAACCUGGGGCUGGGCUGUGUGUGUCGGCCGGUUUGCUGGCCCUUUGGCAGCGUGUUGGACUCCAGAAACUGUGUCUUUGCCGUCACACUCCUCACACUCCUCAUGCAGGUGGUGGUGGAGGCCAACUCUUGGUGGUCUCUGGCCAUGAACCCUUUACUGAUCCCGGAGGCAUACAUCAUCGGUGCCCAGCCUCUGUGCAGCCAGCUGGUGGGCCUGUCGCAGGGCCAGAAGAAGCUGUGCCAGCUCUACCAGGACCACAUGCAGUACAUCGGGGAAGGCGCCAAGACGGGCAUCAGAGAGUGCCAGUACCAGUUCAGACAUCGGCGCUGGAACUGCAGCACGGUGGACAACUCCUCCGUUUUCGGACGGGUCAUGCAAAUAGGCAGCCGAGAAACGGCGUUCACUUACGCCAUCAGCGCGGCAGGGGUGGUGAACGCGGUGAGCCGUGCCUGCAGAGAGGGGGAGCUCUCCAGCUGCGGUUGCAGCCGUGCGGCUCGCCCCAAAGACCUGCCGCGAGACUGGCUGUGGGGCGGCUGCGGAGACAACCUCAACUACGGCUACAGGUUCUCCAAGGAGUUUGUGGACGCGCGUGAGAGGGAGAAGAGCUACCCCAAAGGCUCGUAUGAGAGCGCCCGGCUGAUGAUGAAUAUUCACAAUAACGAAGCUGGAAGGAGGACGGUGUCGGACCUUGCCAACGUGUCCUGCAAAUGCCACGGGGUGUCAGGCUCCUGCAGCCUCAAGACUUGCUGGCUGCAGCUGGCCGACUUCCGCAUGGUGGGCGACGCACUGAAGGAAAAGUACGACAGCGCUGCUUCCAUGAAGCUCAACACGCGUGGAAAGCUGGUGCAGAUGCACAGCAAGUUCAACGCUCCCACGAGCCACGACCUGGUGUACAUCGAGUCCAGUCCGGACUACUGCCUGAAGAACCAAAGCACGGGCUCCCUGGGCACAGUGGGGCGCCUUUGCAACAAGACCUCGGAGGGCAUGGAUGGGUGCGAGCUGAUGUGCUGCGGCCGCGGCUACGACCAGUACAAGGCCCAGAUAGUGGAGCGCUGCCACUGCAAGUUCCACUGGUGCUGCUACGUCAAGUGCAAGCGCUGCACCAAAAUCGUAGACCAAUUUGUCUGCAAGUGAGAAGAGGAGCGUUGCCUGUGUGUGUGUGUUUGCUCGCAGACGAUGGGCAUACAUCUGUGCGAGCAGAGGAGCAAAGGAGUUGAACACAGAGAGAAUGGAAGAAAGAAACUAUAUAAAUUAUAUUUAUAGAGUUAAACAAUUAUGCCAUUGCAAAAAGACUGACUCUUUUUUUUCAAAAAAAAAAAAAAUCGUAUGUCUUCAGAAACUGAGAGUAUCGUGAAAUAUUUAUUUUGAGAUUGUUAUGUUUUAUUUUGGCCCAGUCAUCACCAGCCGAUUUUAACCCAUUCAAGUGCCUAAAACUGGCUGGAAAUCUCGCCCCUCACCCUUUUUUUUUUAGAAAAUACCAUUUUUCUUGUCAGACUGAUUGCGAAAUUGGACUGUGCUUCCAGUUUCCUAUGAGGAGUAGUGUUUUGAUAUGUGUGGCAUAGUUGACUAAGAGGUCCUGGUUUUGUUGUUUGAGAGUGACUGUGUUGAGAGGAGAAUGCGUGCUGUAGUGUAUGGAUGUGUUUUCAUGGGCCCAGCCCCAAACCAGCCUUUACAUCCUAACCGAAGUCUACUCGUUCCCUCUCACCAAACGUAGAGAAAGGAACACUGUUGGUUCGUACGAGUACAAUGGGUACAAUAAGAGGGCUGUUUUGGGGGAUUGGGCCAUUUAUUAAGCUGUCCCAGAAGCCUUAGAGUUCCCCAGGUGCUGCAACAAGCCCUCCACCAUUAUGCACUUUGAUACAGAGGCUUAAACCUGUCUGUGCGUGUCUGUUCAGCUGUUUUUUUUUUUUUUUUUUACUACAGUGCAUCAGCAAAUAUAUCAAUAUUAUAGCCUACAUUCUUUUCCAUAUUAAUUCAGAUUAUCCAUUUAACAUUAUUCUACAAUACUUAAUAUGGUUUGAAUAUAUAUGGGCAAUGUUGUGGUUACAGUGGUGAAAUAUUCCAUGCUCUGUGUAUAUAGUAUGUCUAUCCAACCAAUCAGUAAACUGUAUUUAUUUUCUUUAACCAGAUCCUCCUCUAAGCUUAAAACAGAAAAAGCAUCAUCUCCAUCAUAGAUCAAUAUUUAGUCGGGACGUUUUUAAGUCACUUUCUUUUUAGAAAUUGUGCUCUCACUAAUGCGGCUCUUCACUGUUUUUGUAAAGGGAAAUGCACCUUAUUGUUUCGACACACAAAAUUUGUUCUUGUCACUCAUGUUCAGCUUUUUACUGUUAACACACAAAUAUAUAAAUAUAUAUAUCACAGAUGUUCAGAUUUUUAUCAUCACCCACAGAUUUCCAGUACCACUCCAGUUGACUGCUCACUAUCCCUGUGAUGAUUCUCAAUAGACAAAACUAUUUCUACCAAUCCAAACAUGUAUAUUUAUAAGCUUCUCCAUGAAUUUGAGGUUUGUUAAACGUAAUGUGUUAUAGCUGAUAUUUUGUUACUUUUUACAAAUUGGCUCAAUGCUCUACUUUGUUUCAAUAAAUAUUAAAUGUAAAAACCA
Molecule: messenger RNA, 3661 nt
Organism: Sebastes umbrosus (honeycomb rockfish)
Lineage: Eukaryota; Metazoa; Chordata; Actinopteri; Perciformes; Sebastidae
Gene: wnt5a
Product: wingless-type MMTV integration site family, member 5a
Exons: 5
Coding region: 1057-2193 (378 amino acids)
Biological process (GO): cell fate commitment; neuron differentiation; multicellular organism development
Cellular component (GO): extracellular region
Molecular function (GO): frizzled binding; cytokine activity
Source: RefSeq, a predicted model, not a curated record